UAUGCCGGAAAAGUAAAUUGCGAAAAAAGAUAGGACAACAAUACGGUGGCGGUGGAGGGCUGCUUGGGUGCACGGCUGCAUGCAUCCGUGAAUUGCUAACGUAACAUUCAUCGUCGACGGUUUCUGCACAAUAUUUAUUAGUUUCGCUUCUUGCAGCCGUUAAAGUACUUACAACCUCUCCGACGUUGCUUUGCUUCGUACGCUGCCAAACAGAGCGGUGAAAUACCAACUGUAAGCCUUGUGACAUGCUUUCCCCCCUCUUGUAAAGCAGUCACGGCGUACACAGCCAAUUCUCCAAAUAAAUUGUUUGCUCAUCUACUGAUAUGUGAGCAGGCGAAGCCGAGAAACAACUAGUGCUUCAUGGUUUUCAUUCCCCAGGAGUCCUUAUCAAGACAGAUGGAAAGGCGGAUACGAUUAAAAACGCUCAACAAUCACAUCAUUUGCAAGAUAUGCAAGGGGUAUUUAAUCGACGCUACUACAGUCACAGAAUGUCUGCACACAUUCUGUAAAAGCUGCCUGGUCAAACAUUUGGAGGACAACAACACAUGCCCAACCUGUGAAAUCGUAAUCCAUCAAAGCUAUCCCCUGCAGUACAUCAGCUACGACAGGACUAUGCAGGACAUUGUGUACAAGCUGGUGCCAAAUCUUCAGUACAAUGAAAUGAAGAGGGAGCGGGAUUUCUACCGGCGCAAAGGCCUUCCUUGUCCCAAGGCCCACAAUCCUGGGUUGCUCAAUGAAAAGGAUGCGGGCUCCAAAGCAUCAUCUUCGAAGGAGGAUGAGGCAGAUUGCCACAGAUCAGAUGAGCAGGUCAACAUAUUGCUGGAAUCUGACAGUGUCCAGUUGAAGCAAAUGCGGCGCAAGUUCAUUCGGUGCUCAUCCCAGGCCACCAUCACCCACCUGAAGAAGUUCAUUGCAAAGAAGUUGUUCAACAACCUUGACAGAUACAAAGAGGUUGAGAUCCUUUGUAACCAGGAGAUACUAGGCAAGGACCACACAUUGAAAUUUGUCUAUGUCACACGAUGGAGGUUUAAGGAGCCUCCACUGAAGCUGUACUACAGGCCUAAAGUGGAAUUGUGACAGCAAGAACUGCGAUGCAAGUCUAAGGUGUUAAUAGGUGCCGCUGGACUAUGAGCUUGGAAAAACUCAAGAAGGGAGGGACUACCGAGUCUUGAAUCCCACACGAGUGCUGAGUUGAUUUUCAAGCCGGAAUUGUUGCACCCACUGGCUGAAGGGCUGCUUUCCAGGUCAAGCAUUUUUUUUUACCCCUAGUCAAGCUAGGGCUAAUCCGGUAGGGAUUACCCGUAGCGGAGACACUAGGGGUAAUAUUGGCAAGCAGUCUUUUCUGUUUAAUGAAGUCUCCCAUUGUACAUAGGUCAUGAUCAUGCCUGUAAAUACUGGAUUAUCCCACCGACGUUGGCCAUGAAAUUAUGUAUAUUUUUAGGUUGCUUGUUCUAGAGAUAAAACUACUGGGCUGCAGUGAUGUGGCUGAAAGAAGCAAACAGGGUGAAAAAAAAAAAAUGUAUUGCUAGGGAGAGUGUGUUGUGCAGUGCUGCAUUUUGAGUUGAAUAACAUCUUCUGCUGUGUGAAGCAGCACAUCAUGUUAGUAAACAUCAGCAAAUACGAAGGUCCCUUUCGGCGUAGACUGCAUAUGUCAAAACUUCUGUAUUAUAGUAAAUUACUAAACUUCUGUGCUGUACAUAAGACCUUUCUGUUGCUUUCCGAGCCUGCCAGGCAAAGUGUGCAGUGCGUGCUGCCACGAGGCAGACAAUUAGAUGUGAUAUGGCUUCUGAUAUUGUCACUCUCAUCUCCGAGAUCAAGCUGUCGAGUAUGAUGGAUGUUAUCAACAUCGGAGGCAAUGCCAGCCAUGAUCUCUUUUAAUGCGAAGCAUUAUUAAGAUCACUCGAGUUUUUGUCCAGUGUCUAGUUGGGUAUCUUCAAUCGCGUAUUAAUGAUUAAAGAAAAAUUACGGGGCUCUUCUGUUACACUUGUGUCAGAAAUAUGCGAAAACAUAGGCAGUGUCCAUCUUGGUGUUUCUAUAUGUAAAGUGUUUGUUUUUGUUUUUUGUCACUGUCUUUUGUAUGUUAUGUUUACUUGUUGUGGUUUAUUCUUAAGCACCACAUUGAGCUACCACCUAUUGUAGCGUAUGGCACUCACUCAAACGCAACAAAAGUAUUGUCUCUGUAUACACAGAGAAAUCUUGAAGUAUCCUGAAUGUUUCAUUUACUGUGCUGUAUGCUGACUCUGAGCAUCCUUCAGCUGCCUUGUUUUCUACCUCCCUAUGCCUAGCCACUCCUGGCGUUUUUAAAAGUGCAGAACUGCACUCCUACGUUUCGGCAUUGCAACUGCAUCUAUAGGCUUCGUGAUAUAACAGUGCAGAACACUGCAAAUCAUAGCCAAAUGCACCGCCCGCUGUUCGGCUGCACGAUCGUGGUGACACGAGUGUGGGUGGUAGUCGCCACCACCCACAUAAUUUUUAAGACCAUUGCGGUAUGAGCUUUUGUUUUGUAGAGUGUCAUCUACAGCACUUUCGCGCACAAACGUAACACUGGCAAUUGAAGUCUUGCAUGAAGGCAAACUUUAUUGAAGCGAGGAGAGGCUAUCGUGCCACCCACAGCAUCCAAUCAACAACCUGCACUUUGCAGAGCGUUUCCAUCGACGCAUCCCAUCCCCCGCGAGUAGCGCCAUUCAGGCCAGCCAAGCGGCUGCAAAUGCACAGCUUCGCUGUGGUCGCCUUCUCCUCCCAGCGUGCGACCUCUCAUUGGUCGCCUCCUUCCCCAGUGUGCCUCUCCUCCCCUGCUGGUCACGUGACCUGCCCUCCCCGGGCGCAGCUCUCAUCCUCUUCUGGUCACGUGACCUCUCCGGCUCUGCUCCUGCAUGACGACGGCCGUCAUCGACGGCGCACACUCGACUAAGAAGAGCUUUGUUAAAAGGAUGGCUCAAUGCGCGCCGUCCUCCUACGUGCCCAAUGUUGGAGGUCACGUGAUCGAAUGUGCGUUAAGGGUGUGGAGGCAAGCAUGCAGUAAUGUGUGUAAGCUUCUUUGUUAACCUCGAAGUUUCAACCCCAUAUGUUAGCACCGGUAGAAUGCAAUGAUUGUACACUUUUCUUUUCAACGACAGUGGUAAGCUCGCUGUCAGGAUUUGGCAAUGUCUGCUGUAUGCACUCCAACCCAAUUUUAUUCUUCUGUAAAUUUCCUUCUCAUGAUCAGGGUCCCCUGUGAGUAAUUGACCUAGAUAAACAUACUCCUUUACAGACUCUAGAGGCUGACUGUCAAUCCCUCAUUCUUGUUCCCUUGCCAGGCUAUUGAACAUUGCUUUUGUCUUCAGCAUAUUAAUCUUCAACCCCACUCUCUCGGUUAAGGUCCUCAAUCAUUUGUUGUAAUUGGUCCCCAUUGUUGCUGAAUAUGACAAUGUCAUCUGCAAGCCGAAGGUUGCCGAGAUAUUCGCUGUUGAUCCUCACUCCUAAGCCUUCCUCAUUCUAAGAGCUUGAAUACUUCUACUAAGCAUGCAGUGAAUAGUAUUGGAAAGAUUGUGUCUCCUUGCCUGACCCCUUUCUUGAUAGGUAACUUUCUACUUUUCUUUCUACUUUUCACCAUAUAUUGGAUGUAAUCUGUGGUGUGUGUAAAAUGUGGGCAAGUCGAGAUGGCUGGUCGUUUCAUUUGCACUGUCCUCUCGGAGCCUAGUAUUGGAGGUCACGUAAUCUUGCGUGUUAUGAAGCGAGUGGCAGUCUGAAGCGAUCGCUCACUGAGGCUAGCACUCUUCUUCAUGCUAGCAUUGCGACAGCGAGUGUUCACUGUCAACAAGUAAGGUCUGUUCAUGUUUUCUUAAGUGCGUGUGACACCAUGCUGGUAAUUUAAUUAGUAAGCGAUUGUUUACUGCAAUUUAUACGGUUGAUAAAACUAUGAACCUUACUUUGUGUAGUUACCUAAUGCUUUGCUAUUGCUAUCAAUGCUUUGCCUUUUGGGCGAAAGUACUACUUUUUUUCUUUAAGCUGGGUGGGAAAGGAGGGCACGUGCCACUCGGCUUGCUCCGGUUCGGUCUUGGCUCCCUACGCAUCUUUCCUCGUCAUUUUAGCAGCACGUGACAUUAUAGUUGCCAGCGAUGUGUCAAACCUUCGCCUUUUCUGAGGUUUGUCCGAAAGGCAGUCCAUGGAAGAUAAAUUUUGUUUGAAAUACCUGUUGCGCAGUUUUUACAGCGGAGCUGUUAAAAGCUCGCUAGGUUGGUCUCGUGCACAGCAUCGCCGAGCUGGGAGAGAGUGAAGUUUGCGCUCGUGCCACUGCUCCCUCGUUCAUUGUCGUCUGCUUCCACAGCUGACUGCGUUGCCACUAAUCAUCCCAGCGUAGAAUUUCAGUUCUCUUCUGUCGUCGUAAUGGGGAGGCCGCGUUUACGGUGGUAGCCGCGUUUACGGUGGUAUGAGCCAUUCAUGAGCAACUGACGACAUGUCCUAACGUGUUUGAGCAAUGCGAACGCGCUUGGGAAAGGGCUCGUUGUCGACGUGCCGAUUCUAGCGUGAGGGCUUCCAAAGCCCAGGCGAACGUCAGCCAAGAGUCGCGGACCCCGAGUUGAGGGAGUGCGAUGUUGAGGCCAAACGUCAGCGUCGUCUUGCUCUCCAGGAACCCGAUAACAGUGGUGCAUGCCUCGGCAACGCUAGCACAUAGCUCGCUAGCUCGGAAUGCUAGCAACGCUAGCGCCAACUUUCCCGGUGUGACGGCCAGGUUUCAACAUGAGUUUCUCAACCGGAUGUUCAGUUGGGUGAUGUCCAACGAAGGUACGCCCAUUCUCAUCGUGGGGGGCAAUGUUCACUACAGCAGGUCCACCAUAGUCAGCUUCGCUAGCUUCCGUCUUCACAGUAGUGGAAGGGCUUUGAAUUUUUUUGAGUUUGCAUUCAUGGGGAGUGUUUCCCAAUUCAAAAACGCAUAACUUUGCCGGGACCAACAAACAGUUCAAAUUAUUCGUCUAUUCGAAUUGAGAGAUUUCAAACUAUUGGGAUUUCACUGUACUUAAGAUGGCAUUAAGUGGUCAAUUUUAAUAUCAAUCUAUUUCUACACUUCGUACAUCAGAAAUGCAGGGAAUGGACAAAAAGCUUUGUCAAUCGACAAAGUGUUCUAGUGCACACAUUGUUAUGGAGGUUCAUAUCACAAUUGUGCUGUAAACGUCUGGGUGCUUAGUUUAUGCGUCAGUCUGCUUCUUAUGGCUCCUUAGCAAGGUACAGCAGUGAAAGGGAACUGCACACACACACCAAAACCUUAAAAAUGUCAUCGCAUGUGUUGUGAGGCAAAUGCUUUGCAUUAACAUAAAUUUUCAUAUUGUGUGGGAUCUGCAUAAUUUUUGUGGUUUGUCACAUGGUGAUGCACAACAAAUAUUGCCUGGCAGCACAGUGGGGAGGGCAUGUGCCACUCGGCGCUCUUAGGUGGAGUUUAAAACUCCCCCAAAGAGCACCAUGGUGGAGUUUUAAUUGUACUUAAGAACUCCUUUUGUUUAGGGAUCUACUAUAAAUACUUUAAAGAUGCAUUUGGCAUGCAGAAGCAUAAAGUUAAUACCCGAGCACUAUUUUUCUUGUCAGUACUCGCCACAGUCGUCAAAGAAGGUUUGUGCUUGGAAAGACUGGCUGCUAUAUAGUUUUGUGCUGCUGAGGGACUGAGCACACCAUUUUGUGAUUAGCAUUGUUUACUUGUUUCUAUUUUGUGUAAAAAGUUGUGCUGCUUGGUCACUACCAGUUUAUGGUGCUGCUGUAUUAUAACAUUUUAUGACCAAAUGAAAAGUUUGAACAGCACUUGUUGCAAUACUUUAAAGCUUCUAGGAAAGGGUGCAGUGUUGAAAUGUAACUGUAGGCGCAGUGUGACUGGGCACAAGCUUGGCUGAACUGUAAGGUGUCUUAUUAGCUAUAGCCCUGUUAACAGCAUGUGUCCUAGCAAAGUGUGGCAAAACAGUGUGAAGAACCUGGGUUCAGGUUGCUAUAUGAGUGCUUGUGUAACCUUUCUGUAUACCCGCUCUUCAACAAUUCUGUGCUAAUUUUGGUUAGCUUCAAUUGCCGAUGCAAUUACACUGUCACUGCAUCUAAUGUUUGAAGCAAGCAGUGGCUUGUUUUAGCGAUUUCGAAGUUGGUAUUGUCGGACAUGUGAUAAAACAUGCAAGAAUUUUUUUUGUAACUUUUUAAAGAGGUUUCUUUGAAACAAUUUCCUUUCUGUGUGUGUGCUGCAUUAUCUGCCAUAUGGGACAUUGUUUACUGUUCAUUGCAUUUGAAGUGUGACCGUACCCUGGGAAGUUGGAAUAUGGAAGUGCACUCAUGUCAUUUGUUAAUAGUAUAAUGGAAACAGGUAUACACUUAUCACCUGGCAAAACUGUUGUUCUAUUUGCUUUUUAAUUUAUGCUCUCGUAGCAUAACUUAGUGGGUUUUGUUUGACACUGUUUUGAGUUGUAUUUUCCUGGUUUAUUCAAAAUGAACCAGAAUUGAAGACAAAUCACAAACCUAAAAUUCUGCAUUGCACAGAGCAGUGGCACUCAGUAUUUCUGUGAUGCCGAAAUAUCUGCCGCGAAAUGCAUAGCAGAACAGCAGCAAAAAGACAUGAGCUUCGUGAUGCUUUUUUGGAUGUAGAUUAAGGAGUGGUGCUCAAGGGAGAGAAAAUUGUACUGCACGCUUAAUAGAACAGACUUGAUUCAUUGCUGGAGCAGGAGCUCAUCUUAACUCUUCUCAGCAGGCCAGGCUUACGGACUUAUGGUGGCUUGGCACAACAUCCCUUCCUUAUUUACUCAGGUACUGCUGAUUUCAUUUUUUACGAUGUUGCUGGAAAUUUUCUUUUGCACUUGUGUGAGAAAGUGCUGCAGUAACCUGCUAACGAAGAAAGCAUGAAUAACAAUGAAAGAGAAAUGGAGGGCAGCUUCACAGGUAGAACCUACAAAAUUGACCGCAUAGAUGACAUCACUGCCUCUUUGGGGUGACAUCCACCAGAAGUGACAAAUUGAAAAAGCUGGCAAGAGUGCAGUGAUUCAAUUAACAAGUGCAUUCUUUCAGCGUACAAAGCAUAUCUGUUUAUAUUUUAUUCAACUAUCUCUCAGUGGCACCUCCUUCCCCUCCUUUUGUCCAACACUUAUGAAAAAAAGCAGAAGUUAAAUUAUCAUCAAACUUGCAUUCCGUUAAGCUGUGUUCAUAACUUCUUCACAUUCAUGUCCACAGCCAAUGCUGGGAUUAGACCCAAAAAGGGGUUUUCUAACUCUCAGUGGCAAAAGUUUUCAUGUCUCUGAAGCACUUCGAAUCAGUGUAAAAAAUAGACAAAAGCAUGCUGCUUUUGAAUUUGUUCAAAAAAGCAGGGUGUCGAACUGGAAGAAAUACUGGUUCAGUUUGGGUGCAACACGCUCUGAUUUCGUUCCAGUUCAGUUUCAGUUUGUAGAAAUAAAAGUAACGGUUCACAAACCAGUUCAGUGUUGCAAACUGGUUCAGAACAUUGGUGAACAAGGAUGGUUUGUGCAUAGGCCCGCGUCAAUUUUUUUUUUAUGCAGCUGCAUGUAGCUUGUAUCUGUGUCAGCUUAGGGCCACCAAAAUGUGUUGAAAGUAUGAACAUCAUGCCUCGGCAAUGAUUUUUACAACUCAAUGGGCGUGGUACUCUGCUUGCAAUGGCCAAACUUACAUUGAACCAUGACUUAUAAGAAAAGCAGAUCUCGCAUUUGUGCUGUUUACUGCUGCGAUUACGAUCCACUGAGAAGAAUAACGCAUUCGUUAGCAACUACAGUGUUAUGGUUACAAGAAGACGCGAUGCUGCACGCAUUGAUGCUGCUCCUAUUUUUCCUUUUUGGACACCCUUUUCCAGUAGCGCAACCAGCAUCUCUGCCGGGGGGGGGGAAGCAAGCACUUUGCAUAAUAUGCAAUUUCCUUGCUUUAGCCAGAGGAAUCCAACAGCAAACAAAAUGCUUAAUAAUUACAAUAAUGACACCAAGGAUGCUGACGAUGUUUAUUUCUUCAGCAUUUUACUCAAAGUAAAAGUAAUGUAAGAGUGAAUGAAUAAAUACAAGACAGUGAUAGCAUUUUAAUUUUUUUGUUAAUCAGGAAAGUUCGACCUCAAGCCACCUCCUGAAUUGUAAUGACAAUGUGAACAGAGCGCUGAAGGUACACGGACUAGAGGGGGGUGUUAGAACACCCGAACCACCCCUACCCCCGUCGGUGCGCCACUGCCCUUUUCUCUGCUCUCCAUGUCUCCUGGCAUUUGUGUAUGCUGCAGGUUACCUUAUAGUAAUGAGUUUCCCUUUCUCGGGCUAGCAUUGAACUCGCCUGAUCUAUCGGCGGAAUUGGGAGGUUCAACAGACGUAAUUCUGGGGAACCUCUAAAACAUUUUGGCCGCAGAAGAAAACUCCAUGGCAUGGCCGAGUUCAUGGUGCAAGCCUCUGUGUUGAAGUGGCUGUAGUUAUCGACAUAUGCAUAUGCAAAAACACCCGUGUACUUAGAUUUAGGUGCACGUUAAAGAACCCCAGGUGGUCUAAAUUUCCGGAGUUCCCCACUACGGUGUGCCUCAUAAUCAGAUCGUGGUUUUGGCGCUUAAAAUCCCAUAAUUUAAUUUUAAUGCAUAGUCUGUCUCCAAUUUUCAAUGUAACUCGUAACAAUCUGGUAACAAUCGCGAUUGAACCUGUUGACCAACUCGUAACAAUCUGGUAACAAUCGCGAUUGAACCUGUUGACCACCCGUUGUCACCCUAUAUGCUUAAAACGUUUCAUGCCAAACCAGUAACUGUUAUUUUGUUUUUCUUGUGUGAACCCUCCCAUAUUAUCCUGACCGUGGCUGCUGCUGGUGUCUUGCCGAAUAGCUCGUACUUAGAAAAUUUAAUUACGUGCUCAAUUCUGGAAUCGAACCUCGGUCCCCCAGCGCAGCUCGAUGCUCUAAGCGUUAUGCCACAAUCACGCAUAUACUUUUAUCAGGCCAACGCCAACUAGCUCUUUGAGAUUAUCGCCACGUGUGUCACAUUGCAUAGCACGGGUGCACAAGAGCACAUGUGCUCGUGGCAGUUUCCUUUACGCCUAAGACGCAGCAAUGAAAUGUCCAAUUUAUAACAUUUUAUUAAAUCCUUCACUUCACAUAGAUUCCUAGAUGUGCAUUUGAUCUGGAUAAUUAUUUUUUCGGUUCAAGUUCAGUUUGGGUUUAAGCGCGUUCCUAGAAUAUCGGUUUGUGUUUGGGUUCAGCUCCGGCCAGAAUUGCAGUUCUGGUAUGGUUCUCGGUUCGGGUUUGGUUCGACACCCCGUAAGAAAGUGUGUAAAAAAUGGUGUAGUAAAGCUGAAAGGAAUAACUGCUGCUGUAGGUGUCCUGUGCAAUAGAGCAAAAUCUUGGAAGCAUAUAUUGCAUCUAAACGUUUUGCUAAAGUGAAGUGUAGACUGUCAAGACAUAUCAGUGAAACUUGCCACAUAAUGUUACCUUUGCAUUUAAUUUGGCAGCAAAAUAGUCAGCAGUUUAGCCAAGAGAAUGGUGCCUGUUUCCAUCCCUGACACACCAUGCAGUGCAGUUGGCUUACCAGAAACAGGAUGUGCCUUGACUUCAAGCAUGCCUAGUUAGGCAUGGCUGUGAAUUUAACACGGUUUUGUAAAUGUGCAUUCUCUAGUACAUAGAGCUUUUAUUGAAAAAAAAUGACCAUGUUCAUUCAGCCGUUUUGUAUGCAUUGUUUUUAAUGCUCAAUUCAGUCUAAGUCAUUUCUUAAUUUAUUUGUGAUUUUGGUUCUGGAAUGAGUACUGCAGAUUAAGUUCUAGUUAUUGAAGUGUAUAGUCUGCUGUCACACCAAAAGGAGAAAUCAUCUUGGGUACAGCUGUAUGGCUAGGAAACUAUAAUCAAGGUAUCGGAGUUCUGAAGCAAUUUCGUUCUAGCAUUGGUGCAGCAACCUAAACCCUUGCCAAUCUGUGGCAGGAGCUGUAAAGUUAAUUUCUCUCUUAGUAUUUCAGAUAAAAAAAACUACAAAAAAAAAAGAAACUGAUUGUAGCCUUCCUUUGUAGCAAUAAGUCUGCACUAAAAAAAAAAAAAAAAGUUAUUUUACGAACUUUUUGUUUCUUCAGCAGUUUCCUGAUUUAAAGCAAAAAGUUGGGUUUGUUAGAACUUGGGUAUUUGAGACAUUUCCAGCACUUAGGGAUGCAAAAAAACCUUAGAACACAGUCCUUUCCAUGCUGUCGUCCUUCUGUCUUUGCUCUAAAGUGUUUAAAUGUAAAGCAUUCUUUGCCUCUUACUAGACACAGUGCAGUAGGUAGAUAUGCUCUUGUACCUUGUUUAGGGACUCGUCAGUAAAAAAAAAAAAAAAAGUAAAGUGUCCUAUGGUGGGAAAAGUCGCAGUUUCACCUGAAAGGCGAAGCAUCAAUUGCGAUAGCAAAUUUGUAGAGAGCUAUACGGAGUAAUGAUAUUAGCUUUAUCAGCUGUAUAAACUUGGACAUGCAGCAGCACCGGCAACACGCAGAACUGUUGUCGACGCCGUCGGCGUUUUGUCCGCGUUCGCUCAAAAUGCGUGCGGCGUUGGUGACUGUUGCCGGAGCCUCUGAUAUAAAUAGGCACUUGGUGCCGCAGCUAAACGUCACCUCCCUUCCCUCCCCCUCCCCCACGGCCUCUCGCGCGUCGGAAGAAGGCUCGUUUGCUCUACAUAUAUGGUGAUUGUAAAGGAGGAAAGAGACGCCUACUUCUGCAGCCCUUAAGGGAGCACGGCGCAGAACGCGCGUUUGUUCUCUGCCGUGCGUUCAUUCCCCGUAAAAGCGCGCGCCCCUCGCGCUCUUUCACUCGCACAUACAGCGUUCGGCGCGCGGCGCCGAUUUCAUCCCCAUUGACGUCAUACGGAACCUCACGGCGACGGCGACGCCGACGGCAGAAAUCUGCUUUUGAGUGUCCAUAUAAUUGCUAUCGCAAUAAUAAACAAAGGCCCCCAGCAUAAAAGCUCAAUGCUCUACCCAGUAGGCUGCAGGUGCAUGGAUACUUCUCUCCUUCCAACGGCAAGUUCUUUGAAACUAUUGGUGCGUGCGUCACGUAACAUAAUUUAAAAAGUGAGAGCAUGUGUACAUUCCUCACUUUCUAUUAGGCACAGGACUAAAAAAUCAUUGUCAACCUCACCGCUGUCCUUCAUUAGCGUCAUGCCACAUAGCAAUGAGUUGUUUAUAAAAGCGACAGUGCACCAGUAUCCCCCAUCCUUUGCUCGUUGCAGUCAGCUCUUCCGAGAUGCUAUGUGACAUUGCAAUGCCUUUGGGAUCGGCCCUCUUUUCCGCCAGUCCUUUCCUGUGGCGGCUAAUACUUUGGUACACCAUUAUGACAUUGUACUGCCUUCGAGAUCAGCCUGCAUCCUAAAGGAACAGGUUGUAACAUUUCUUUGCUGGAAUAGAAUAAUUCGGCAAUGCUGCUGCUGUCAUCACACACAGUUGCUUGUCUUGCAUAAACAUGUUGGCCCAUCUGGUAACGCUUUGCAGAACCACAAAUAAUGCUGGGUAGCCAGCUACCUGCAGAACGCCUUGCAUAAAUCUUUGCAGGGUGUGAGAUCUGUAUAAUAUUCUUUGCUCCCUAGGCACUGGAAAGUCUAAAAUACCUUCCUGAUUGUGCUGCAGCUCGUAAUGCUGAUCUACUAGUUCCAAAGGAAGAUCAUUAUGAACUUGCAGCUAUUCUGCUUUCACAUAAGCAUUCUGGCAAAUUUGCGUCAUGGCUUGUAUUGUGUUUUGCUCUUUCUUCAUUACUAAUCUCAUUUACCGUAAUUAUUGUAAAAAUUAACAUCUGCUUGGAUUCUUUGUUGAUGUGUUAUUACAUUGGCCUUUUUGUUAGCUUUCCUGAUGUUAAUAUUUUUGUACAUUGUUGUUUUUGGCUUGUAGCUUGUUUGCACUUAUUAAAAGUUUUAGUGGCCCCAAAUGUUUCUAUAGAUGGUUAGUGCACUUGAUGCAUGAUUGUAUGUUGUCAUAUCUUUUUUGUACUGCUGAAGUUGGUCUCAAGUAUAUUAUUGAAAGUGCGAGCAUCCACCUUUUUUAAGUGCCCUGGUAAUUUUAUCUCAACAUCAAGCAGUGUAUAUUAUGUAAAGUUUCAUAAAUGUAGAAUAAAAUUUUGAAAUAUCAUGGGCCGA
This is a messenger RNA of Dermacentor silvarum, 12040 nucleotides long. It is a transcript of the gene l(3)73Ah, whose product is annotated as polycomb group RING finger protein 3. Bases 361 to 1077 code for a protein of 238 amino acids. Gene Ontology annotation, biological process: regulation of transcription by RNA polymerase II. Lineage: Eukaryota; Metazoa; Arthropoda; Arachnida; Ixodida; Ixodidae. The transcript is spliced from 8 exons. The record is from RefSeq and is a predicted model, not a curated record. Gene Ontology annotation, cellular component: PRC1 complex.